Molecule: messenger RNA, 831 nt
Organism: Fragaria vesca subsp. vesca
Lineage: Eukaryota; Viridiplantae; Streptophyta; Magnoliopsida; Rosales; Rosaceae
Product: dolichyl-diphosphooligosaccharide--protein glycosyltransferase 48 kDa subunit-like
Exons: 6
Coding region: 1-831 (276 amino acids)
Cellular component (GO): endoplasmic reticulum membrane; oligosaccharyltransferase complex
Source: RefSeq, a predicted model, not a curated record
AUGGGGCAUGGAAAAGUAGUUCGAACAAAGCUGGUUAUGGCAGGUUCUUUUUGCUCUAACUUGGACAUUCUAAGCUUUGUUGCUACUGAAGUUAUGAUUGUUAUCAAGGCUAUUGAAUUAGCUUGGAAAUCACACCCCUCCGCCUCCGCCGUCACCUCCGACGCUGCCAGUGGCUCACAGAUCGUUUCUCCACCGCAGCAAUCUGGAUCGCCCUCGAACGCCACUGUGCCUCCCGGCUUGGUCUGGAGGGGGAUUACUCUGCCGACUUCGGUUUCCGGUAGUUUAGGGUUGAUUUCCAGUGCAUUCGGGCUUGGGAUGUGGACCGGGGGAGGCGUGUUGUGGGCUAAGCUCGGGCUGUGGUGGCGAGGAAUUGGUGAAGAUGACAACAGCGAUGGUAUGCCAAGAACUCUGGUUUCAAUGUCAACAACGAUGGAAUAUUCGGUUGAGAUUUAUGAAUGGCAUGGAAAAAGUUGGGAACCAUAUGUUGCCGAUGAUGUCCAAGUGCAGUUUUAUAUGAUGAGUCCCUACGUUCUGAAAACCUUAUCAACUGAUAAGAAGGGUCAUUAUUUUACAGCAUUCAAGGUUCCAGAUAUUUAUGGGGUUUUCCAAUUCAUGGUGGAGUACAAUAGGCUUGGGUAUACAAGCGUAGCUCUAUCAAAGCAGGUGGUCGAUGGAUAUGGGGUUAGCAAAGAAGUUGUACUUCAGCAGAGACAGAUUGAUGGGGUGGUUCUUUUGGUCAUUGAUAUUGCGAGGUUGAGGCUUUACUACAAUGCUAUUGGCCAUGUGGGUGAUGAAGUGAAUAUGCAGUUCCUUAUGGGAUGUUCUUUGUGA